CUCCUUCCCCUGCCUCCGGCGUGACCGCGCUUUCUGGACCUCUCUCCGGCUCUCUCUGGCUGUCCUGAGCCACCAGAAAGUUCUGGAAAAGCGGUAAAGGCGGUGCCCGUCUCCCAAUAAAGCCCCUCGGCCCUCGGGAGUGCGGCAGAGACGAGCGGGCCGCGAGGCGGCGUGGAUUAACGUCGGAACCCGAGACUCUCGGUACGAUGGCGCUGCUGUGCUAUAACAAAGGCUGCGGAAACCGGUUCGACGAGGACAAGAACUCCAACGACGCGUGUCUGUACCACCCGGGGGUGCCCAUCUUCCACGAUGCCCUGAAGGGUUGGUCAUGCUGCAAGAAGAGGACGACGGACUUCUCCGAGUUCCUUUCCAUCAUGGGCUGCACCCGUGGUCGUCAUAGCAACGAGAAGCCGGUGGAGCCUCUGCCCCCGGAGGUGACGUCAGAAAAGGGGGACCUGCAGACUCACAAAGGGCAAGAGAUCAUCUACCAGGGGCCCAAGUCUGCUGAGGCCCUUCAGAGGGAGAGACCCAGCUCUGAGGAGCCCAAGUCCAAGCUGCGGGUGAAGGUGUCACCCUCCCUUGCCCAGGUGAUUGAGAAGCUGGAGAUCAGCAGCAAGGAAGCCGAGGAGAAGAAAGAGAGCCAGGCUGUCAUGUACGGGACCCGAUGCAAGAACGCAGGAUGCAAAACGAUCUACCAAGGUGAGGCGACCAACGCAGAGAUCUGCAUCCACCACCCAGGGGCGCCGGUGUUCCAUGAAGGGUACAAGUACUGGAGCUGCUGCUGCAUCAAGACCGAGGACUUCAACGCCUUCCUGGACCAGAAGGGCUGCAUCAACGGAAGGCACCGCUGGAUACCAAAACACGACCAAAAGAAGGUGGCGUGUCGGUAUGACUGGCACCAGACUGGGAACCAGGUGGUGAUCACCAUCUAUGCCAAGAAUGCCAACCCAGAGCACUCGUAUGUGGAGGCCAACCAGGUUAUGCUCACAGCGCACAUCCUAUUUGAGAACGAUAAAAUUUUCCACAAGGACUUCGCUCUCUGGGGGGUGGUUGACGUAUCCCAGAGCUCCAUCAGCAUGGUGCCGGCCAAGGUGGAGGUGAUACUGCGGAAAGCGGACGCGGUGGCCUGGGGCAAGCUGGAGGACCCCAACGCCAAGGCGGAGGCCCCGCCCGAGGAGGAGUUCGUGGUGGAGGAUCCCGACCAGCUGCCCGACUGGGACAUUGACGACGAUGACAUCAGCGAGUCCGAGGAUGAAGAGGCCCCCCCCGAAUGAGGCGUCGACAAGCUGGGCGCCGACCUCCCGCAGCUCCGGGAAUGAUACCGAGCAAGGUCUCCCUUACCAUGCUCCACCGCUGAGAGGUUUUAAAGCAAGAACGCAUGGUGGUGGAGGAUGCAGAACCAGUAUCUCAGACACACACACACCCCCACCCCCGCUCAAUCACACACUAUUGCACUCACACGUAAGCAAGCGGUCAGAUGCUCCAGCCUCGCUAUCCUCAUGUGCAGGUGACGGUGCUGUGGAAACGGACACCUGACGCACAAAAAAAUGACACUUACACAUACAAGCUGUGGUCUGAACAGCUCAACCUCCGAAGACGUCUUUGCUCUUAGCGCAGCAAAGUACGACAGUAUGGCUUUGUCCUUAAAAGUAGAGCUAUACGUUAUGCAAAUAUGCUGAGAUUUUUUUUUUUUUUUGACUAUAGCAGCAGCCUUCCAUUCAUGACUGAUCUUUAGCAGGAUGUUUUUGUAUUUUUGUGCCUUGGGCAUAAAGACCUGAUGUUUCAGUGACCUUGUUCCUGGUGACUGUUCUUCAGCUGGGGUCAGGGGUGGGACCAUAUUCACAGUAACUCCGAUUACUGUUCAAAGGGAAUGUACUGUGUACCGUGUUCUACACGAGCUGCGCUUGCUUCUCUCACCCGCAGCAAGGAUUAUCAUCUUGAUUUAGCUCAUGCCUUUGUGCACGGUGACUUGCUCUGAAAUGAGUAUCCAGAGUCAACCACCGUGUACAGCAAACCAGCACCC
Molecule: messenger RNA, 2023 nt
Organism: Scleropages formosus (Asian bonytongue)
Lineage: Eukaryota; Metazoa; Chordata; Actinopteri; Osteoglossiformes; Osteoglossidae
Product: cysteine and histidine-rich domain-containing protein 1
Exons: 11
Coding region: 207-1274 (355 amino acids)
Source: RefSeq, a predicted model, not a curated record